Molecule: messenger RNA, 567 nt
Organism: Leptosia nina
Lineage: Eukaryota; Metazoa; Arthropoda; Insecta; Lepidoptera; Pieridae
Source: the annotation of a GenBank genome assembly
AUGAUGGACAAAAUACUAACAUGUUUGAACGUAUUUAUCGAAAAAUCUGACGACUUGACUGCAAUAUGCCACCGAUGCGCUGUAAACGUCGAACGUUUCUACGAUUUUGCAAUGAUCGUGAAGAAAUCUCAAAACGAUUACUUAAGGCAACGGCAAAGUUCUCGACAACAUAACGAUAGUCUAGUGAGCAAACACCAGAUAAGCUCCUUUAGGGAGCAAGCAAAUGAAGCGGAUUAUUCAUUUUCAUUUCUAUUCCAAAACGAAGAUGCCAAAAAGAGUCUUCAAUCCAGUCCUCUCUUUUCAUACUGUACGCCGCAGAAUGUUUUGUUUAAAAACUCAAACGGUCUCGGGGCGAAUACUUCUCGGGCGCAAGUGAAGACCAAAACGGAGUACCGCCGAACCAAUCGUCUGAAGAAAUGGGGGACUCCUAAAAAAAUAUCAGGUGAUAUUUUUGAAUCGCAAUCCGACCUCGACGAAGCUGAAUUUAAGCGGCCUGAAUGGAAAUUGACUCCCAGUGACUGUAUCAAACAGAUAAAGGAGAAAUGCUUCGGGCGGUCCGGUAUAUAA